Penicillium manginii is the source of this 1719-nucleotide messenger RNA. RefSeq names its product fungal specific transcription factor domain-containing protein. The record is from RefSeq and is a predicted model, not a curated record. The transcript is spliced from 7 exons. Bases 1 to 1719 code for a protein of 572 amino acids. NCBI's taxonomy places the organism in Eukaryota, Fungi, Ascomycota, Eurotiomycetes, Eurotiales, Aspergillaceae.
AUGGACAAUUUCGAACCUUUUCUAGAAAAUAUGAUGGGACUGGUCUCUCCCUUUGCAGGAGUUCAUAACCUUGACCUAUCUCCAGAUUCUUCUUCUGAUGCAACUGGAAGCCGACAAAUAUGGGCCCUAAAAACUCCAAGUGACGGGCCAUUUGCCCCAUCAUCAAUUUCGGAUAUGGAAAUGGCUUCUAUUCGAGCCUAUGGAAGCGAAGCUGAGAUUACCAACGCCUAUUAUAUCUACAUUCACCCCUAUCUUCCACUUCUACCAUCUUCGGUUAUUCCGCACCAUGAAGAUCAGCCAAGCUUUCUUCAACCACCGGGAGAAUCUACAGAGCCGAGGAAGGCCGACCUUCCCUACUGGCCAAAAUCGUCCUUGAGCCUGGCUAUAUCCGCAAUCCUAGUCCUGAUUCCCCCCUCUCAACAUUCCAGCCAAAUUGAAGAACCCAAUUUUGCCUUCAGGAGAUCCUAUGCACAGCUGUUUGCCCAAUCAGCUCUUGUCAACAUUGAAAAGGAAAUUGACAAUCUAGGCCCAUCGUCAAGCUUUCACCUCGAGAACACUAUAUUCCGAAGUUCUCCCCUUCAUCCUGAUCUACCAAUACAGCUUGAUCCUAUCCUGGCGCUGGUAGUCCUCGCUAUUUAUGAGUACGUUCAGCGUGGCAACGUGUCUCGGAUGCGAGCUCGUAUCAAUCAAGCCGUGACUACCGCUAUGGAUAUCUCUCUUCAUGCGCUGGGUGAAACUACAAAUGGGCCUUCAGAGGGUCAAAGGAGGGCUUGGUGGAUAACUAUGUUUGUUUCCUACCUGUCUUCUAAUGUUCAUCUUGCGCCACCAGUUAUCGCCUCUGAUGAUAUAAGAAUAACGACACCCUAUCCUCGAUUUGAUGUUCAUCUAGAGCCCUGGGGCCUCAUGAUAAAUGCGCAGAGAACGCUUUUUGCCACUCAUCAAAUGGCCAAGAAGAUCGAAAGCUCGGCCGACUUAGCUCGGCCGGCUGAUAUUGGGACACAAAUUAAACAGUUGGAUAUAUCUAUUACGUCUGCGAUGACGGAGUCAGACCACUGUCUUCAAACAAAUUUUGGUACUGAAUACGAAGAGCCGAUUGCCGAAAACAUGUGGAGAAUCAGUCGCAUCCUCAUCUACACCGCUCGAAUUCGUCUUCACCGUUUCAGAGCCUUCAUGGAUAUCCCAUUAUUCUUGGACAAAUACUGCGACCUCACGUCUAUCAACAGUGACGGUCUUUCCUCUACACCUUCACCCGUCUGGGUGGCUGAUCGCGAGUCGACCUUCCCCUUCACUGAGCAAGAGUCUUCGGUAAUAUGUCUGAAAGCAUCUCUGGUCGUUGCAACCUCCUUUCGCAAUCUUCCUUAUCCAGUUACCUCCAGUUUAGGGCCCUGCGAAAGAGCCCCUACCCGCAAGUGGCCCCAUACCCUCCCAUAUUUCGUCUGUGGUGCAAUGCAGGGCUGUUAUACUCUUUUGAUGUUACUUCAUAAAGUCCGUGCAUGCCUUGCUACCGAUCGUCUAACUAACUGCUAUCAUUUACUUGAUAAAGCUGAGACGAAAACGGAGAUUUCAGAUGCGGAGAGGUUAACAGAGGAGUUACGUCACGGUGUGAAGUCUCUUGGAAUGUCUUUGAAAUCUGAUAUUGUCUUCGAAGGUGUCGGUGGCAUGGGACGAGAAAUUGAAAGUGCAUAUCUGGCCGCAUUCCCGGAAUGUCUUGAGAUCUGA